Molecule: messenger RNA, 969 nt
Organism: Lasiodiplodia theobromae
Lineage: Eukaryota; Fungi; Ascomycota; Dothideomycetes; Botryosphaeriales; Botryosphaeriaceae
Product: Glycoside hydrolase family 43
Exons: 6
Coding region: 1-969 (322 amino acids)
Biological process (GO): carbohydrate metabolic process
Molecular function (GO): arabinan endo-1,5-alpha-L-arabinosidase activity
Source: RefSeq, a predicted model, not a curated record
AUGUUGAAUCUGAAGAUCCUCGCGACCUCGUUCCUCCCUCUCCUCCCGACCCUGGUGAGCGGAUAUGCCAAUCCCGGGGCCUGCUCAGGGACUUGCGUGAACACGCACGACCCCUCGAUCAUUCGCCGCUCCGAUGGCACAUACUUCCGCUUCUCGACGGGCGGCAAGAUCGCCAUCCACACUGCGCCAGACAUCACGGGACCAUGGACUUACAAGGGAGCUGCUCUGCCGGACGGCUCGAGCAUUGACCUCGCUGGCAAAGACGACCUCUGGGCACCCAGCGUCCACCAGAUCGGAAGCCUGUACUACCUUUACUACUCGGUGAGCACGUUUGGGUCGCAGAACUCGGCAAUUGGACUGGCGCGGUCGUCGACGAUGGACGUGGGCAGCUGGACGGACGUGGGAAGCACGGGCAUCAAGUCGGACUCGUCGAAGCCGUACAACGCGAUUGAUCCGGCGCUGAUCAACGCCGACGGCACGUACCUCCUCACUUUCGGGUCGUUCUGGAAGGACCUGUACCAGGUGCCGAUGAAGACCACGCCGACGGCUGCAAGCGGGUCGGCGUACCAAGUGGCGUACGACCCGGUCAGCACGGCGGAAGAGGGCCCGUUCAUCUUCAAGUACGGCAGCUACUACUACCUCUUCUACUCCAAGGGCAAGUGCUGCGGCUACGACAGCUCCAGGCCGGCGGCGGGAGAGGAGUACAAGAUCAUGGUCUGCCGGUCGUCCAAGGCCACGGGCGGAUUUGUCGACAAGAGCGGAACAUCGUGCACCAACGGAGGCGGGACAGUCGUUUUGGAAUCGCACGGCAACGUUUACGGACCCGGAGGCCAAGGAGUCUACGACGAUCCCACAUACGGGCCGAUUCUCUACUAUCACUACGUCGACACGACCAUCGGAUACGCCGACGGCCAGAAGCAGUUCGGGUGGAACAAGAUCAAUUUCUCCAGCGGUUGGCCGGUCGUGUAG